GGAAUUGAUUGCUUCAAAUGUGUGUCAAUGAACGGGGCCAACAAAGCCUGUGACGAUCCGUUUCACAACAACUACUCGACGGCCAUACUGGAGUCGCCCUGCAUGGGUGGCCGGAAGGGCAGGGACGGGCUGUUUCCGGCCACAUCGUGCAUCAAAAUUGCCGGUUACUAUGAUGACACCGGCGAAACAAUCACCGUUCGGGGCUGUGCUCUGGACAGCGGAACGUUAACCACCGAUACGGAAAUCAUUCGGAUGUCCCACUGCGGACGAUUCUUUUACGAUGAUAGAUACGUCCAUGGGUGCCUGCAGAGCUGCAACGAUGCCGAUGCAUGUAACCGCAGCCCGAGAGCAACGGGAGAUCCUCACCGGGUCCAAGGCUUACUCCAACUGGCGGCAGCAAGCCUGGUCUUGGGCUACGUCCUGCUCAACCGGCAACAUCUGCUCGGUGUCGGAAGCUAACAAAGUAGUACCUAGCCUCUUCAUCAUCACUACCGAGCGAAUAAUUUAUGAAAACAGUGAAACGUCGUAGCAUUUAGUUAGAUUUACCAGCCGACGGCCAUCUGCUUUACGAUGAUAAUACUAAUAACACUUAAUAGAAGUCCCAUCCCAUCCCUCACGAAAGCGUGGCACGUUCUGCACAUUUUGUAUAUGGUUACUAGCAAUUAAGAAAUUCACAAUGCCUGCGUCUGUGUCCACUGAACCUCAUCCCAUAAUUUGUAGAAUGGAACUCGCACAGCAGCUUCAAAUGGCUUCAAGGAAGUUACUCUUCGUCAAUGGUGAUAACGAAGGCGACACGAGCAGCAAACAAUGCUCUCUGCACGUUAAUCUAUCGACCAACAACAAUGAUAUGUUAGAAACACUAGUUAGGAAGUAAGAACGAGCAAAUGCCAAUGUUUGCCAGUAUCAUCCUACUGAAUU
Molecule: messenger RNA, 918 nt
Organism: Aedes aegypti (yellow fever mosquito)
Lineage: Eukaryota; Metazoa; Arthropoda; Insecta; Diptera; Culicidae
Exons: 3
Coding region: 28-459 (143 amino acids)
Source: RefSeq, a predicted model, not a curated record